AUGCCGGUCUGUAAAACCUCGCCUAUUUCAGCCAAAAUGAAGACAAGUUGUAAUAAUGCAGCUCUUUGUCUUUCAGAUUUCAGGUACUCAGACUCCACCUUUACCUUCACCUACAUUGGAGGCUCCAAAAGUGUGUCCUAUUCAGUGCACGUCUCUGAGGAUUACCCAGAUAACACUUAUGUUUCCAGUUCUGAUAACGAUGAAGAUGUGUUAGUUACAACAGAGCCAAUUCCAGUAAUUUUCCAUCAAAUCGCUACAGAAUUAAGAAAAACCAGUGAUGUCAACUGUUCCUUGUCCAUAAAAUCAAAAUUACAGAGGGAGAAUGGAGAGGAGUCACGGCACAACAGCACAGUUGAAGAAGACUCUGAAGGAGAUAAUGACUCUGAGGAAUUUUAUUAUGGAGGACAGGUUAGCUAUGAUGGAGAACUUCACAAGCACCCACAGCUGGAGGCUGAUUUGACAGCAGUGAGAGAGAUCUAUGGACCUAAUGCAGUAUCUCUCAGGGAAUAUGGAGCCAUUGAUGAUGUAGAUAUUGAUCUGCAUAUUGAUGUUAGCUUUCUUGAUGAAGAGAUUGCUGUGGCUUGGGAUGUAAUUCGCACAGAGCCUAUAAUAGUGCGAUUGCACUGUUCGCUUACACAAUACUUAAACGGUCCAGUGCCAACUGUGGAUGUAUUUCAAAUCUCUACUAAGGAAAGAUUUGGGCUGGGACAUCAGCUGAAAAAAAUCAUGCAGACAUUUGUUACACAACAGUGGAAGAACAGCAAAGAGAAAUCUAAUUGUACGCACAAUAAGAAAGUGUCUGACAAAAAGGUGAAAUCCCCUCUGCACAUCUUUUCUACGUUGCGCAGGUCGCCAAGUUAUCCUCCACCUGGCUGUGGUAAAAAUAAAUCAAAACUGAAGUCAGAACAGGAUGGCAUCUCCAAAACUCACAAGCUACUAAGAAGGACUUGCUCUAGCACAGUGAAGGCGGAGGAUAUGUGUGCCACAAAAUCUCACAGAACCUUUGGCCGCUCGUUGUCGAGUGACCCAAGGGCUGAACAGACAAUGGCUAUUAAAUCGCACAAACUGUUGAACCGUUCUUGCUCUGCAGCUGUCAAACAGGAGGAGUGCAUCACUUUAAAGCCCCAUAAGCUGUUAAGUAGGUCGUGUUCUGGGGACCCUCGAUGUGAGCACAACAGCACCUUGAAGCCCCACAAACUUUUAAGCAGGUCCUACUCCAGUAAUAUUAGAAUGGAAGAAUUGAAUGGAUUGAAGAAUCACAAGUUACUCAGCAAGACUUACUCCAAUGCCCCUAAAUCAUACAAAAUGGAGCCUUUCAAGGAGUCCACCAUAGCAGAGGGCAGGAGUCUCUCUCUUACCUCAGGGCUUAUUGGUAUCUUAACACCAUCUUCAUCAUCACCUUCACAAGCUGCUCAAAACUAUGGUGCAAAAUGCAUUCCGGUACGAGACCGAGGCUUUCUUGUGCAGACUAUUGAGUUUGCUGAGCAGCGGAUACCAGUAUUGAAUGAAUACUGUGUAGUUUGUGACGAACCCCAUGUGUUCCAGAAUGGCCCUAUGCUGAGGCCCACUGUUUGUGAACGGGAGCUCUGCGUAUUUGCUUUCCAAACAUUAGGAGUCAUGAACGAAGCUGCUGAUGAAAUUGCAACUGGGGCUCAGGUGGUUGAUCUGUUAGUAUCCAUGUGUCGGUCUGCAUUAGAGUCACCUAGGAAAGUUGUCAUUUUUGAGCCAUAUCCUUCUGUAGUUGAUCCAAAUGAUCCUCAGAUGCUGGCCUUUAACCCCAGGAAGAAGAAUUAUGACCGAGUCAUGAAAGCAUUGGACAGUAUCACUUCUAUUAGAGAGAUGACCCAGGCACCUUACUUGGAAAUAAAGAAGCAGAUGGAUAAACAAGACCCGCUUGCACAUCCUCUUCUACAAUGGGUUAUUUCUAGUAAUAGAUCACAUAUUGUGAAGCUACCGGUGAAUAGGCAACUGAAGUUUAUGCACACUCCCCACCAGUUCCUGCUUCUCAGCAGUCCACCAGCCAAAGAAUCCAAUUUCCGAGCUGCUAAAAAUCUCUACGGAAGUACCUUUGCAUUUCAUGGUUCACACAUUGAAAAUUGGCAUUCCAUCCUGAGGAACGGCUUAGUUGUUGCUUCCAAUACGAGGCUGCAGCUCCAUGGUGCAAUGUUUGGAAGUGGAAUCUACCUUAGUCCGUUGUCAAGCAUAUCAUUUGGUUACUCAGGGAUGAAUAAGAAGCAGCAGAAGGUGUCAGCUAAAGAUGAACCAGCUUCAGGCAGUAAGGGCAGUAAUACGUCACAGUCACAGAAGAAAGGACAACAGUCACAAUUUUUGCAAAGCCGUAACUUAAAAUGUAUAGCCUUAUGUGAAGUGAUAACCUCAUCCGAUCUGCACAAACAUGGAGAGAUAUGGGUAGUUCCCAAUACGGAUCAUGUGUGUACAAGAUUUUUCUUUGUUUAUGAAGAUGGUCAAGUGGGUGAUACAAGUAUAAAUACACAGGAACCAAGCAUUCAUAAAGAGAUUCUUCGAGUCAUUGGCAAUCAAACUGCUACUGGUUAAAAGGACCACUCUUAUUUAAUUGAUGUGAUUUGGAAGCCUUCCUCAGUCUCAAAGCUGGAUUUUGAACUGAAGAAGAUGCAAAAAACUAAUUUAUUAUUAUUAUUCUAAGCAAAUUAACCCUUUGAAUACUUACUGUUUUCUUACUUAGUAUUUCUUAUCUCAUCAAAAUACCCGAGAUGGUAUGAAUUAGCAACUGUAGGGGUGCAAAGUCUAUUAAUAUACUACAACUAAUAAUAAUUAAACAGGCAUUUGGGUUGCUCACAAUAAACAGACUUU
Charadrius vociferus (killdeer) is the source of this 2832-nucleotide messenger RNA. RefSeq names its product poly (ADP-ribose) polymerase family, member 8 (gene PARP8). Gene Ontology annotation, cellular component: membrane; nuclear envelope; intracellular anatomical structure. Gene Ontology annotation, molecular function: protein serine/threonine kinase activator activity; NAD+ poly-ADP-ribosyltransferase activity; kinase binding. The record is from RefSeq and is a predicted model, not a curated record. The transcript has 25 exons. Lineage: Eukaryota; Metazoa; Chordata; Aves; Charadriiformes; Charadriidae. Gene Ontology annotation, biological process: endoplasmic reticulum unfolded protein response. The coding region runs from base 1 to 2556 and encodes 851 amino acids.